ACAGUUAUCUAAGAAAGAUAACGACAUGUAAUAAAAAUCAACACUUUAUAUCAUUUGUAAUCCAACUAUGGAUUCUCCAGUUGUUACCGUAUCAGAAGGUAGAUUGAGAGGGUGUCAAAGUGAUAAUCUAGAUGGUGAAAAAUUUUAUUCUUUUCUUGGUAUUCCGUACGCCCAGCCACCUAUUGGAGAACUUAGAUUCAAGGCUCCGGAAGUUGUUAAAGCAUGGAACGAUAUAAAGGAUGCAACUAGGAAUCCAAAUCAAUGUAUUCAAAGAAAUGAUGUUACUAAUAUCAUCGAAGGCUCAGAAGAUUGUUUAUACUUGAAUGUCUAUACGAAGUCAUUGCCUUCAGAUAACUCUGAUCUCAAACCUGUUAUGGUAUGGAUACAUGGUGGGGGUUUUAUCAUGGGAAGCAAUAAUACUAAACUCUACGGUCCCGAGCACCUUAUGAUUGAAGAUAUAGUUCUAGUUUGUGUUAACUUCCGCUUGGGUUUCCUAGGACACUUAUUUUUCAAUGACACGUCUUUGAAUAUUUAUGGAAAUGCAGGACUCAAAGACCAACAAUUGGCACUUGAAUGGAUACAAAGAAAUAUUAAGAAUUUUAACGGCGAUCCUGAUAAUGUAACUAUUUUUGGCGAAAGUUCUGGUAGCGCUAGUGUUCAUUAUCAUAUCACGUCUUCUAGAGCUAGAGGACUUUUUCAUAAAGCUAUAUUGCAAAGUGGUUGUUCAUUUUGUCCUUGGGCUAGGGUGGAUGAGAAGAAAUAUCAUAAUUUUGCUGUUGAACUUGCUCAAAUAAUGAACAAUAAUGUUAAAACAGAAGAAGAAGCGUUGGAAGUCUUGAUGAAACUUUCCGCCGAAGAUUUAUAUCUCAGCCAAGAGAAGUUCAUUCUAAAAUAUGGAAGAAUUGGUAAAAUUUGCCCGAAUAUAGAAAAACCAAACCCGACCGCAAUAAUACCGAAUUCGCCUGAUGAAUUGAUUGUUUCUGGUAAAUACAAUCAGGUACCUAUGUUAAUAGGAUUCACAAAUUCAGAAGGUUUAUUAUAUGAAAUUUACCAACAAAAAGAACUGCGAAAGGGAUUAACACCAAUAAAUUAUUUUGGAGUAGAAAAUUGUAUACAUCCACAUCUACAUCUUACGGAAACUGAUCCGAAAAGACAAGUUAUUAUUGAUAAAUUGAAAAAAACUUAUUUUGAUAAAGCAAAUAUUAAUAAGUAUAUGUUAACUACAGAUUAUUACUAUAUCGCCCCGAUAAUGGGUGCAGCCAAAUUGCAUGCUAAAACUUCGCCUGAACCUGUCUAUUUAUUCAACAUAUCUCUAGAUGCUGGACUUAACUACUGCAAAAGAUUGAAUAAUUUAACGCAUUUAGCAGGUACUUGCCAUGCUGACGAGCUAGGAUAUCUUUUCAACAUAUCCUCUGCAGAUGACUACCUCCAGAAAGGACCAACUGAAAUUUUAGCAGUAAGACGUCUGGUUAAAUUAUGGACUAAUUUUGCAAAAUAUGUUAACCCAACACCUGAAGGAAACGAUCUAAAUGUUACGUGGAAACCAAUCGAUGAAGAAAAUCUAUAUUUUCUAGAUAUAGGAGAGGAGCUUGCUUUAGAUAAUAACCCGGUACCAGAAAGGAUGAAAAUUUGGAAAGAAAUAUUCCAAUUGAGCCCCGAUACAAAAUAUUAUUUACAAUAGUUUAUUUUUAAAUGAUUAUAAUCACUUUUAUCAUCAAUAAAAACUGUUUCUAUCCAUGA
This is a messenger RNA of Diorhabda carinulata, 1740 nucleotides long. Its product is annotated as juvenile hormone esterase-like. NCBI's taxonomy places the organism in Eukaryota, Metazoa, Arthropoda, Insecta, Coleoptera, Chrysomelidae. The transcript has 6 exons. Bases 68 to 1681 code for a protein of 537 amino acids. The record is from RefSeq and is a predicted model, not a curated record.